GAGUAGCAGUGCGAAGAGUUAGUGAACGGGCGCGCGCGUCUCUUUUACUUGGAAAUUUUAUAGCCUCGACCGACAAAGCAAAUAAUUAAAGCCAGGAAAGAAAAUAAACGAAAAGGAAGAAGAAGAAACAGUGAAGUGAACAGUGUAUGUGAAAAGAAAACGAUAGAGAGGAAGCAUGCUGCGAGUUUUAACUAGAAGUUAGUAAAUUGGUGAAUUGCCGACGCGAUUUUCGCAAGCGCGUAUCGAACAUUAAGUGAAUAAUUUUCCAACGCGUUUUUACUAGAAAAAUUUGUUUAUCAACGACGCGCGGUGUUUUAGAAAGGAAAAUUGACACACUGUCGCUGACAGCAGCCAUCGUGCGCGCGCGUUAUGAGUGCGUUUGGGUAUAUAGUUAUUUGUGUUUGUGAAAGCGCAGCGCUUGACCUUUUAUAAGCUUUUGGCAGCAAGCGCCGCGCCGCGUAGCGCCUCUUUUAUAAGCCACAUUGCAAGCUUACCGACGGCUUUUUGCAUAAACAGUGUACCUGCUGGUUCUUAUCUGUAAAAGCGCUUUAUGUGCGCCCAUGAACUGGUGUGUAUAGCUGCCAUUGCCGUUAUCAGCUGCCUUCGCAGCGUUGACCAACGCAAGUAGCUCAAUGUCAACGGUGGCGACUACGCGCGCAUCGCUUACACAACACGCACUGUCAUCGUCACGGUCAUCGUCAUCGCCACCGCCGUCUGUCGUUACUGUUACAUCGUCAGUCCCAGCAUCGCCCACAACACCGCCACCGCCACUGCAAGCGCCCAACCUAUUGUCAUCGCAUUCGCAUAGCCACGCGCCCCUAUUCGAGCAGUUGUACGCGCUGCGUCGUCAACGCGUCGAUAUGCAUCCAGAUUGCAUGCUGUUGCAAGCGCAUGGCGUAACAAGUCCGCGCUUGAGCCCAAGCGCAGCAGCGUUAACAGCUGCAAAAAGCAGACGACCCAGCGCGCCGAUGGAAGCAUCGGCGGCGGCGGAGGAACCGGAAGAAGAUAUAUGCGAAGCGGUCGAUUCGGCUGAUGAAAUGGAUGUGGUGGGUGACAACGACGACGACGACGACGAGGGGGAUAUGAGAUCGCAAGCGAUAAGCGAAUUGGAAGCCAAAGCAACCGCUACACGUUUGGUUGGUACAACACCUCACGGCGGGGUAGAAGUAGAGGCGGGUGAGGAUGUGGAAGAGGACGAUGAUGCGCUUAGUCUGUGUAGUGAGGACAGCGAAUUGUCUGUGGGGCAGGAGGGAGGCAGCGCGGCGAAUAGUGGCUGCCACACGGCGCCCAGUUUUUGUGAUUUCAACCAACAACGUCGGCUAUUGCUGAGUAAUGUUGGCAAUAUGAUGGCAUUGUGCGCGCCGUCGGCAUUUAGCAGCGUACAUGCGCCCGGCGCUUCAGCGUACGGCGGCGAUGGCAGUGAUGCGCGUUCGAGCGCCUCAACGGACGACAAUACAAUACAGCAGUUGGACGACGAGAGCGUGGGUAGUGGGACGGGACUUACAUUGCAGCCACAGCAGGCGCCGCCACCUCUGCAACCAGGUACCGCUAUGCUCGAUCCAUAUGUAGUGGCCAGCGCAUUGCGUAUGCCGGUGCCAAUGGUGCCGCGCGCAGCGCCUACACACGCUGCGUCCUUUCAAACGGAAUUCAUGCGAAAGUCGCACAUGUACGCCGAGGAGUUGGUGAAGCAACAAAUGCAAUUUAUGGCUGCAGCGCGCGCCAGCGCUUUUACGUUGCGCGGCACCAGCACGGUGGAGAGCGCAGCUGCGGCGGAAAGACGCGCUUUUGCGCGCGUACAAGGCGCGUCACAACAAAUGUCCAACUUGGCGAGCAUACAAUCACAACUAACGGCCAUCACAAAAAUGUCACAACUCAGCGCUGCGGCGGCAGCUGCAGCUGUGGCUGUAGCAGCGGUAGCCAAUAAUAAUCAGCCCGCGCAGCAUUCACAACACCCGCAAUUGCAACAAAAUAAAUCGAAUUUUCCCAAUAACGCAGACGCGCUGAGCAAGCUGAGCGCUUUGACCACAGCGCAUACGCACCUCUCGCCCACCUCCGCCUCGGCAGCCGUUUCAAGCUUGAGCCAACUACAGGCGCAAAUGCAAGCGCAUUUUCCGUACGCUCAUAGCAAUCAUGCCAACAACAACCUCAACAAUAACAACAAUCUAAAUGAACCGGCGCUCAAAUUUAGCAUUGACAAUAUUUUGAAAGCCGAUUUUGGCAGGCGUCUAGCGGAGGGCGCAGCCUGCAUGGCGGCGUGUAACAGCAGCUCGCGUGCAACGAAAACCUACGGUGGCGGUAAUAGCACCAGCGCUUUACUACGUGCGCGGAAAGCGGCUGCAGCAUCGUCUGUGAAUGCAGCUGCGGCAGCGUCUUCGGCUAGUGCUGGCGCUAAUGCCACCAACUCCGCGAUCGCCAUUGACCUAACGCAUUUGAGCGCUUCAUCGACUGCGACCACCACAACGUCUUCGACGGCUACGCUGAACUUUUCGCAUACACUCGCGAAUAUCUGCACAAACAGCAGCGAUUCUAAUAGCACCGCGGUGAGCAGCAGCUAUGGCGGUGCCGCCUCUGAGCAUGCAAAGUCACCUGGCGCUGCUGGAGCGGCGAAUGGUGAUUUUUCAGCGGCAGCGGCGAAAUGCGCAGCUACGUCGACGGAAGAGUCGAAUGGCGGCGGUAGCAGCAGCAGCGCUGUAAAGUCCAGUGGCACAGGUGCGAGCGGCAGCGGCCCGAUUGUGUGGCCAGCGUGGGUGUACUGCACGCGCUACAGCGAUCGACCCAGUUCAGGUACGUAA
Messenger RNA from Rhagoletis zephyria (snowberry fruit fly), 2792 nucleotides. RefSeq names its product mucin-19-like. Gene Ontology annotation, biological process: neuron differentiation; regulation of transcription by RNA polymerase II. Gene Ontology annotation, cellular component: nucleus. Gene Ontology annotation, molecular function: RNA polymerase II cis-regulatory region sequence-specific DNA binding; DNA-binding transcription factor activity, RNA polymerase II-specific. The record is from RefSeq and is a predicted model, not a curated record. NCBI's taxonomy places the organism in Eukaryota, Metazoa, Arthropoda, Insecta, Diptera, Tephritidae.